Epinephelus fuscoguttatus (brown-marbled grouper) is the source of this 2602-nucleotide messenger RNA. RefSeq names its product vesicle transport protein SEC20-like. Gene Ontology annotation, biological process: retrograde vesicle-mediated transport, Golgi to endoplasmic reticulum. Gene Ontology annotation, molecular function: SNAP receptor activity. The record is from RefSeq and is a predicted model, not a curated record. Gene Ontology annotation, cellular component: endoplasmic reticulum; SNARE complex. Bases 4 to 612 code for a protein of 202 amino acids. Lineage: Eukaryota; Metazoa; Chordata; Actinopteri; Perciformes; Serranidae. The transcript has 5 exons.
AACAUGGCGUCCUCAGAUGUCCACGUCCGAAUAUGUGAACAAGAAAUACUCAAAUAUGACUUGGAAAUCAAAGCUCUCAUCCAGGAUUUUGAGCAGAUGGCGAUGGAGCAGGACAAAGAGUCAGACAAGCAAGCUUUGAUGAGUCAGGUGGAGGGACAUAGAAAGCAGAUGCUGAGUAACCAGACAGGUUGGAGGAAAGCCAACCUGGCCAGCAAACUGUCCAUAGACAAUAUGGAGAAGCAGGCACUCCUUAAUGGAAGAGAUAGUGCUGUGAGACAGAGGAAGAUGACCAAAGAGGGGCUGGCUCAGUCAGCCAGUGACAUCACGGAGAACCUUAUGAGCAUCAGCCGGAUGAUGGCUGAGAGGAGCGUCUUAACUGUGUGCUACCAAAAUCCUGAACGUCUUCUUUGUAAAGCAACCUCCUCGAGGACAAUCCUAGAGACCAAUGAGGAAUUUAAGACCAUGACGGGGACCAUCCAGCUCGGGAGGAAACUCAUCACCAAGUACAACCGCAGAGAGCUCACCGACAAACUGCUCAUCUUCCUGGCGCUCGCCCUCUUCCUCGCCACAGUUCUCUACAUCCUUAAGAAGAGACUGUUCCCCUUCCUAUAGACCAGGUACCUUUCUGAGGAGCUCUCCCAUUACCACAUACAUUACUUUCCAUGCUCAGUGCAAAUGAUUUAAACAACCCCAACUGCCUGCGUUUCAUAUUACACACACAUCACAGACGAGUGUCUGCGCGGUGGAAUGUGGACCGCUCACUCUGCGGAACUGUGACACUGCUGAGGGUGAAAUAUUGUCCACAAAAAGUGAAGAUAAACCUACAUGGCUGUAAUGGCCAUGCAGUGUUUUAUUUACUGAGAAGGGUUUUGUUCAUCAAUGGGAGUAUUUUAUUCUUCUGGAAAAGAAGACGUACGUGUUGGUGGCAUGAAAUGUGUUAGACGGCCAUCUUUGAUUAGUGUGAGAGUCCAUUGCUUUUAAUGAGAGGAGAUAGACGAUCCACAUGAAUCUUUUCUUUCAUACAUUCCAGUACGGUUUCUGUUUUCAUACAUAUAUAGUUCACAUAUAAAAUACGCACAGUACAUAUAUUCAUAAAGAUACUUUCCGUACUUUCUGUACAGAAAUUAUUCUCACUCCUAUAAUGCUCUCUCAGUUUACUUCAGAUGUUGCCAUGACUACAGGUAAUGUGCUGACGGCAGUGAAACUCAUCUUUAUGUGUGACACAUAAUGGGAUAGAUUAGAAAAUGUCUGAAAAAAUAAUGUGAACACAAUUUCAGUACAAUUUAAUAAUUGCAAAAUAAGUGCCACUAUUAAUUUCAAUUAAACAAGCUCUUAUUGCUGUGUCUGUCAUUAAAACAAUGACCGUACUAUUAAUUACUGUUCAUCAAUAGUAGUAUUACAUGUCACAAUAUAAAGGAUGUAUGUGGUGGGAAAAUUUUUAGGACUUAAGACAGAAACAGUUCUUCACUAACUGAUGUUUUAACCAAACAAUUUCCCAUCACCUGAUAUCAUAUAGUCACUGUGCAAAUCAUGCAACGAUUAUGAUACAAGCAUUUUGUUUAAUUGUUAUUUAUGAGGAUAUACUGUAUAAUCACUGUGAGGUAUAAAUUAUUACAUUAUAAUGCUAUUAUUUAAAAAUACAAUACUGAAAUGGCUUUAAACCUUGAUAUAAGUCCGACUGCAGUCACUCAGUUUGCGUUUCACCAGCUGGAUAAGCAGAACAGUGCUUGUGCCUGUAUAUAUGCACUUCAGUUUGUCCCUAUGUUUUAUUCAGUUAGCGAGCAAACCAAAAAAAAAAUUCAAAGAAAGAGUGCGCACACUUCCCUCCAUCUCGGCCCGUGUUAGCUUGGCUCUGGUCUGCAGCGGAGCAGAAAAGCUCAGAAAAGCAGUGGCAGUGAUCACACUGGCAGAGAUAGAGCAGCAUGCAUCCCUGCCUUUCUUCAGAUAAGACCCGGAAAAGCAGAUUAUUCCGACCCGUUUCCCCUCUCCCUUUCCAGCGUGGGUGGAGGGCGAGGGGGGAUAUUUUUAGGCUUGCACGGCGCCGUUAUCUGACGUUGCCUUUUCAACACCUCGGAGGAGAGGGUGGCCAGAGGAGCUACAUGACCUUGCUACCCUGUCUGCAAUUGCCUGGCAUUGCCACUGUUUAAUACAUGUUAAUAUUGUCAGUAUUGACUAUCAAUAAACACAAAGUCCUCUGGCUUGAUGUUUGACGUGUUUCUCAAAUGUGUGUUUGUGACGGUGUGUUGUUUAAAAUGAGAUGGGAGCCAACAGAGCAUGUGUGGAGAGACCUGAGAGAUGCAUAAGCGUCUCUUACUUGUGUAAAGUGGUGGCAGUUGGGCAGAGCCCGUUCCCAUAUAACUACACACUUAGACAAGGCCUCUGCCUCUCUGUCAAGCAAAUUGGACUAUUCUUGCAUUUAGCACCGUGAUAGUGUCCAUCAAGUGUUUGGGUUUGUAUCUGGACAUGUGGAGCGGGGUCUCAGGGGAGCGUACAUGGCAUCACACUCAUGGUGUAAACACAGGAACCAGACAGAACAUCCGCAACUCUGCAUUCAUACCGUCAUUUCUACAGAUUUGUCCAGUUAUUGGUUUGUCAUUGUGUA